Messenger RNA from Camelus dromedarius (Arabian camel), 1149 nucleotides. It is a transcript of the gene PAX4, whose product is annotated as paired box 4. The record is from RefSeq and is a predicted model, not a curated record. The coding region runs from base 1 to 1149 and encodes 382 amino acids. The transcript is spliced from 10 exons. Gene Ontology annotation, molecular function: RNA polymerase II cis-regulatory region sequence-specific DNA binding; DNA-binding transcription factor activity, RNA polymerase II-specific. NCBI's taxonomy places the organism in Eukaryota, Metazoa, Chordata, Mammalia, Artiodactyla, Camelidae. Gene Ontology annotation, biological process: regulation of transcription by RNA polymerase II; anatomical structure development.
AUGGUGGCCCAUGACCUGGGUCCCGUGUUGCCCAGACUCCCUCGUAUUCACAUUGGCUUCUAUGCAGGGACCAGCAGUGUGAAUCAGCUGGGGGGACUCUUUGUGAAUGGGCGGCCCCUGCCCCUGGACACCCGGCAGCAGAUCGUGCGGCUGGCUGUCAGCGGGAUGCGGCCCUGCGACAUCUCACGGAGCCUUAAGGUAUCUAAUGGCUGUGUGAGCAAGAUCCUAGGGCGUUACUACCGCACAGGUGCCUUGGAGCCAAAGGGGAUUGGGGGAAGCAAGCCACGUUUGGCUACACCCCCUGUGGUGGCUCGAAUUGCCCAGCUGAAGGGUGAGUGCCCAGCCCUCUUUGCCUGGGAGAUCCAACGCCAGCUCUGCGCUGAAGGGCUUUGCACCCAAGACAAGACUCCCAGUGUCUCCUCCAUCAACCGAGUCCUGCGGGCGCUACAGGAGGACCAGAGGCUGCCCUGGACACAGCUCAGGCUGCCAGCUGCUUUGGCUUCAGAUCCUCACACCCCACAGAGUGGUUCUGAGGCUCCCCGGGGUCCCCACCCAGGGACCAGCCACCGGAAUCGGACUAUCUUCUCCCCAGGACAAGCUGAGGCACUAGAGAAAGAGUUCCAGCGUGGCCAGUACCCUGAUUCAGUGGCCCGGGGAAAGCUAGCUGCUGCCACCUCUCUGCCUGAGGACACAGUGAGGAUCUGGUUUUCCAACCGAAGAGCCAAAUGGCGCCGACAAGAGAAGCUCAAGUGGGAAAUGCAGUUUCCAGGUGUUUCCCAAGGUCUGACUGUACUGAAUGCUUCUCCAGGGAUCGUCUCUGCACAGCAGUCCCCUGGAAGUGAGUCCACAGCAGUCCUACCUGCCCUGGAAUCCUUGGGUCCCUCCAGCUAUCAGCUGUGCUGGGGGACAGCGUCUGACAGGUGUCUGAGUGACACCCCAUCACAAGCCUGUCUCAAGCCCUGCUGGGGCUACCUGCCGCCCCCAGCCGAGCUCCCUGGGUUCAGUGCUGCAUUGCCAUCUUUCAUUCCACUGCCCCGGUCGCCAGUCUUUGUGCCCCUCAGGCCUUGCGCUGGCCUGGCUCCCCACUGCAAGGCCUGGGACGAGGGAGGAGGGCCAGAGUGGAAAGGAGAUGGGGUGGGGAGGAUCUGA